Phyllostomus discolor (pale spear-nosed bat) is the source of this 1910-nucleotide messenger RNA. Its product is annotated as olfactory receptor 2W3-like. Bases 611 to 1555 code for a protein of 314 amino acids. Gene Ontology annotation, biological process: G protein-coupled receptor signaling pathway. Gene Ontology annotation, cellular component: membrane. The record is from RefSeq and is a predicted model, not a curated record. Gene Ontology annotation, molecular function: olfactory receptor activity; G protein-coupled receptor activity. The transcript is spliced from 2 exons. NCBI's taxonomy places the organism in Eukaryota, Metazoa, Chordata, Mammalia, Chiroptera, Phyllostomidae.
AGUUUGAUGUAAUCCCAGUUGUUUGUUUCCCUUGCCCUAGGAGAUAUAUUGGCAAAAAUAUUUCACAUGAGGUAUCUGAGGUUUUAUGUUGGGAUAAGAAACAUCGAGUUUUCUUGGGUGAACAUGAGAAAAUGAGAUAUAAGAUUUGAAUUUCAUUUUGAAAAAAAAAAAAACAUCAAAAAAGGUAUUAGCAACCUCAUGGGGGUGAUGGGGAACUGUCACUCAGCUGGGAAGAUGCAGCCCUGCCCUCACUCUGAAAAAUAUGGAUUUCACUUCCUGCCAUUUGUCAUUGUAGCCACGUAUUUUACGAGUUUAAACCAUUUCAUCUUCAAGAUUAAAAAAAAAAAACCUUUGGACAUAAACGAAAGUCUUUAAUCUUACCCUCUCUCCAGGUACUGAAAAUAGUACAGCUAUUUUAGCAGUGAAUUGAGUGUGGGCACUUCUGAAGUGGGACGGUGCAUCUGGGGGCAAAUAGUGUUCACACUGUUUGUCCCGCACUUACAGGGAGAAGUCAUCUUACCUUUGCUGCAUCAUGAGCACAUACUCCCGCGUAAUGGAGUGAAACAAACUUCCACAAAGCAACAGUCCCCCUGGUGCAGGUGCAGUAGAUAUGGACGGAACCAACGAUAGCACUCAAGGAAAUUUCAUCCUUUUAGGAUUUUCUGACCACCCCCAUCUGGAGAGGAUCCUCUUUGUGGUCAUCUUGACUGCAUAUCUCCUGACCAUUGUGGGAAAUACCACCAUCAUCCUGGUGUCCCGGCUGGACCACCAGCUCCAGAGCCCUAUGUACUUCUUCCUCACCCACCUUUCCUUCCUGGACCUCAGCUUCACCAGCAGUUCAAUCCCUCAGCUGCUCUAUAACCUGAGUGGACAUGACAAAACCAUCAGCUACACAGGCUGUGCCAUCCAGCUCUUUCUGUUUCUGGGUCUGGGUGGCGUGGAGUGCCUGCUCCUGGCUGUCAUGGCCUAUGACCGGUUUGUUGCAGUCUGCAACCCCCUGCACUACCUGGUGAUCAUGAAUCCUCGCCUUUGCAUGGGAUUAGUGUUGGUGGCCUGGGGUGGUGGGGUGGCCAACUCCCUGGCUAUGUCCCCAGUUACCCUGAAUUUACCACGCUGCGGGCGCCGCAGUGUGGACCACUUCUUAUGUGAGAUGCCUGCCCUGAUCCGGAUGGCCUGUGUCAAUACAACUGCCAUCGAGGGCACUGUCUUUGUCCUGGCAGUGGGUAUUGUGCUGUCACCCCUGGUGUUUAUCCUCAUCUCCUAUGGCUACAUCAUAAGGGCUGUGUUACAUAUUCAGUCAGCAUCAGGGAGGCAAAAGGCCUUCAACACGUGUGGCUCUCAUCUCACAGUGGUCUCUCUGUUCUAUGGGAACAUCAUCUACAUGUACAUGCAGCCGGGAAACAACUCUUCUCAGAACCAGGGAAAAUUCCUCACCCUCCUCUACAAUAUUGUCACGCCACUUUUGAACCCCCUGAUCUACACCCUCAGAAACAGAGAGGUGAAGGGGGCACUAAGGAGGCUGCUGCUAGGUGACAGAGAAGUACAAAAGAAGUAACAGCAAAUAGGAGAGAGGGCAUCUGCAGCCCAGCCGUCAUCUCCUUCAGGGGCCAACAGUGCCAUUUGGGACUCUUCAGUCAGAUCUGGUCUUGACCUGUGCUUCCCAAUGUGUGUGUCUUUUUCUGGACUUCCAUAAUCUGUUUCUGUCCCAACAUUACGUAUUUUAAUGUGCAGCUGCACAACACACAUCAUUCAAAAAUCCCUCUAGCCGCACUAUGAAACAGGUUCAAAGAACAACAUGAGAUAAGCAGUUAUAAAGAUAAGUUUCCACAGUUUCUACCAAAGUGCCAAGAAGAGAAACACUGUUUGUAAUCUGACUUUUGCUUUUGUUAUUUUAAAAAUUUUUUUACCAU